Messenger RNA from Aegilops tauschii subsp. strangulata, 1087 nucleotides. RefSeq lists its product as uncharacterized. Lineage: Eukaryota; Viridiplantae; Streptophyta; Magnoliopsida; Poales; Poaceae. The record is from RefSeq and is a predicted model, not a curated record. Gene Ontology annotation, molecular function: rRNA (adenine-N6-)-methyltransferase activity; nucleic acid binding. Gene Ontology annotation, biological process: rRNA methylation.
CUCUGGCCGUCGGAGGCGCCACUGGCUCGCCGGCAGGAAGAGAGGGCACAUCUCCAACUCCGCGACGGCGACGGCGACGGCGAGGGGAGGAGGAGGAGAUGAAGCUGAAGCAGCUGGAGGGCCUCCUGGGGGGCCUGACCCAGUUCUCCGACCCCAAGGUGGAGCUGGAGCAGUACGCGACGGGCCCCCACAUCGCGUCGAGGAUGCUCUACACGGCCGAGAACAGCUUCGAUGACAUAUCUGGUAAAGUGGUGGCUGAUUUUGGGUGCGGCUGUGGUACCCUGGCUGUUGCGAGUGCUCUGCUGGAUGCUGAGCAUGUUACUGGUAUUGAUAUUGACCUCCAGUCCCUUGAACUUGCUCAAGAAAAUGCUACUGAUCUAGAGCUGGAUAUCGACUUAAUUCAGUGUGACAUAAAGAACUUAAAUUUAAAAGGCCUUCUUGUUGACACUGUUGUCAUGAAUCCUCCCUUUGGGACAAAAAGAAAAGGAGCUGACAUGGAAUUCCUUUCUAUGGGCUUGAAGGUUGCAGCUCAAGCUGUCUAUUCUCUGCACAAGACCUCCACGAGAGAGUACAUCAAGAAGGCAGCCCUGCGCAAUUGCAACGCAAUCAGUGCCGAAGUUCUGUGUGAGCUGCGCUACGAUCUACCUCGGACCUACAGGUUCCACAAGCAAAAGGAGCUCGAUAUCGCAGUCGAUCUGUGGCGCUUCGUCCCUCAAGCUCGAGACGAAAGGGCAAGCUAGCAGCCUAGCAUGACGUGGCAAGGUGACGAGGUCGUGACAUCACGCUCGUUGAACCACCACAGCGUGAUGGCUGGACUUGCUAGAAGAAGGAAACGCAUGGGCGAUUUACACACUUUUACCCCCCUUGUAAGCGGCAGGCAAACCCCAGUAGUUUAGCAGCCAUACCCACCCUGGGCAGUGAUAGGGCUUUCCAGCACAUUGCCAGGCAGGUUUGGUGCUCUCUCUGUGCCAGCACUUGUUCAGUUUUUUUUUCUCGUUUUAUACUAUCAGAGAGAAACAGCGUCUUGGAACAAAAUUCAGAGUUAAAUCGGCGAGCAUCGUCUCUGCGCCCAGUUAUUCUCUGCAAA